AUGAACGCAGAGAUGCUCGCCGCGCUGGGCGGCAUCGACACUGUCCCGUUCGGACAGCAAGGAGCAGGAGGAGGAGGAGGGGGACAGCCAGCGUUUGCAGCGCACCAGCCGAGGAACAGCACGCUGCUCGACCUCGUCUUCAUCCUCGACUGCACUGGCUCGAUGGGAUCGUACAUUGCGAGCGCGACCAAGAACAUCGAGGUCAUCUGCGAGAACAUCGUCCAGUCCGGUCACCUCCCUUCGGCUGACUGCCUCAGGAUCGGAUUGAUCGGGUACCGCGACUACCCUCCGCAGGACAACUCCUACGUCACCAAGUCCUUCCCCUUCACCUCCUCCGUCCCGACAAUGAAAGAGCAGCUCAAGUCGCUCUACGCCUCAGGUGGCGGCGACGGACCCGAAGCCGUCACAGCCGGCAUCCGCGCCGCGCUCGACCUCGACUGGCGCCCCGACGCAGCGAAGAUGUGCGUCUUGAUUGCCGAUGCGCCGUGUCAUGGGAUUGGAGAGUAUGGGGAUGGGUUCCCUCAAGGCGGACCGGAUGGGGAGGAUCCGCUGGUACUGUGCAGGCAGAUGGCCGCGGCAGGCAUCCCCUUGUUCGUCGUCGCCUGCGAACCCGCACUCUCCGGCUACCAAUACGGCCUCGACCUCUUCAACGCCUUCACAGUCGUCACCUCCGCCCUCCUCGUCCCCCUCACGACCGCCGACCUCCUCUCUCACGUCAUCGUCGGAUCCGCCCUCGAACACCUCGAGAUGGAGCGUCUCAUCCAGGAGGUCGGGAAUGCCGUCGCGGAGAGGAUUCAUGCGGGCAUGCAGACGGUUGAUGAUGUCGCAAGGGAGCUGCAUGAGAGGUUGUUGCUGAGGGGCGAGGAGACGAAGCAGCUCAAGUUCGAGAGCAUCCACCGGGAAACGGAGGAGUCGCGGCAUAACGUCCGGGUCUUUGUCGAGGCGCCCAGUCUCGAGGCCGCCAAGCCUCAACUGCAGAAGAUACGCGGCUCCCGCUUCACAGAGAAGUACCUCCAAUCCCGUUACAACUCCUCCUUCGCGCGCUCCAUCCCCGGCGCCUCUUCCGUCCUUUACCCGACUCUCCCUCCACGACCAGGCUCACACCCGACCUCGACCUCCUCCUCGCUCUCGACCUCGCCCUCAUCCCCUCCUCGACGCGUCAUCUCCGAGUUCAAGCCUUUCGCGGCGAGUUCCGGACUUAGCGUCGCGGAUGCACCGCUUGGGAUUGGGCAUGAGAAUCAGCCGUCGAUGUCGGAGGACGAGGUGGACAAGUUGGCGCAGAGCGUCGAGCUCAAGUUUGCUGGGAUCAGCUUGGAACAGGCGAAGCGCAUCACCGUCGCCUCGGCAUGGCGCACCGCUCCGCCUCGAGCGUAG
Molecule: messenger RNA, 1374 nt
Organism: Rhodotorula toruloides NP11
Lineage: Eukaryota; Fungi; Basidiomycota; Microbotryomycetes; Sporidiobolales; Sporidiobolaceae
Product: type A von Willebrand factor domain containing protein
Exons: 9
Coding region: 1-1374 (457 amino acids)
Biological process (GO): peptidyl-threonine phosphorylation
Cellular component (GO): cytoplasm
Molecular function (GO): protein serine/threonine kinase activity
Source: RefSeq, a predicted model, not a curated record